This is a messenger RNA of Hydra vulgaris (swiftwater hydra), 4765 nucleotides long. Lineage: Eukaryota; Metazoa; Cnidaria; Hydrozoa; Anthoathecata; Hydridae. The record is from RefSeq and is a predicted model, not a curated record.
UUAUACUUUUACUAUUAUUAGUUUCAUAGUUAAAUUUUAAAUAUAGCGCUCUAUCUUAUAUACAAUCUAAAUUCGUGGUUUAUUCUAUAUACAAACUAACUUGGUGAUUAAACUUACAUACAACUUACGAUGUUUUGUAACAUGUUUCCUUUGACCCAUUUUAACGCUUGAAAGCAAAAUGGAUGAUAAAGAAGACUUAUUAAAAAAAACAGAUCAUCAGAAACAAUGUUGUUCUUCUCAAGGAAACUUAAAUAAUGGUGAUAUAGCUAUUAAUAAACCAUUGUAUUUAGUCAACUGUCUUCAAUUAUGUAACCUUUCAUGCGAUUUUGACUCAGGAAUAUUUCUUAUUGACGGCGACAGUUUACUGUUAUCAGCAAUUUGUGAUGCUAAUUUAAGCAAAGUUCAUGGUGGGCAGACUCUUCAUUUUGUUUAUCUUGUAGAAAGACAACUUCAAAAGUUUAUGAGACGCAAAGGAAAAUUUCAUAUAGUUUUCUUUAAAGAUUCUCUUUUUGUAAAUGAACCACAAAACCAACUUUUAAGAGAAAUUUCAAUUUUUCAUCUUAAAGAAGAAUUAAAUAUUACAAUUUGGAAUCAGUUUCAAAAUGCUUGGGAUAACUCUUUCAAAAUAUGGGUUCAAACAAAUAACCCCAUCUUUUUUCUGAUGUUUGACGCUUUUAAAAACUGUCAGUAUCAAACUUUAUUUUUACAAAUGGAAAAAAUUUUAACUCUACAAAUAAACGUAGCCUUCAUUAACGAUAUUACUGUUGGAAUCUCAUCUUUAAAAGGAUAUCUUAUUUUAGCAAAAAAUGCUAAGAAAGAAAGGAAAAGAGAGAGCAUGGUAAAGAAAACAUAUUAUGCUUUUUAUGAAAAACAACUUCAGUUGCAAGUCAUGUUACAAUUUGAUUCAUUUUCAGAGUUUAAUAAUAUUGAAUCAGAAUUUUUUGCAGCAUAUUUGUUUAUGAAGCAACAUCUAUUAUCUCAAAAAUAUGUAGACUUUGCCAAACUCGUUGUACUUUAUGUUUUGCUUAAAAAAGGUUUUCCUUUGCAGAAAAGAGCAUUGCCUAAAGUAAAACAUAAUGUCGACUUUGAGUCUUUGAUAACAAAAUUUCAGAUGAUACUGAGUAAAGUUAUUCAUCAUCGAAGAGAGGCUGGUGUUUUGAAAAAAAAUGAAAUUGUUUGUGAUAUUUGGGACGGUAACCUAUUUGCUACAUUUUGCAACAUAUACUGUAAACAGUUAAAUAAAGGUCAAAUUAUAUUUGACAGUGAUAUUUUCAUCAAUUAUAAAAAUAUUAUUGAUAAGUUUGAUGAGAAGUGUGGUGGCAUUUUGAAAUCAACACUUCCUUGUGAUUUUAGAUUUGUACAUCCUCGUAAAAGAAAAAAAAAAUCAUUUUCUGCUUCUGAUAAUAAUCUUCCAUCACUACUACUCUCUCUUACAAUAAUUUCAGCACCAGUGCCAGAAAGUCAUUUAAUUCAGAUUGUUCCAGUAGAUUGUACGCUUGUUACAUUGUAUGCAGAUAAAAUAUGUAAUCAGAUGGAAGUUUUUAAAAAAUUUGAAGAUAAGUAUCAUUGGCACUGCAAAAAGUUAAUAGAUGAAUAUGAAAUGUUUUCUUUACGUGAAAAAAAGGAAAUUAAAGUGACUAAAAAAGAAACUUCACGAGAAGUAAAACAAAUAUCUAAACAAGGAGAGUUAAAAGUGGGAAAACUUGAACAGAAUAUUAAGAAUCGCUUUGCAAAGUAUCUACAAAUGUAUGGAGAAAGCUUAGGUAUCACUAAAACAACAUUAAUUGUCCUAGAAGAAAAGAGUAAAACAAAAAUAAACAACUGUAGAGAUUUAAGUAAAAAGAAAGUUUCUAGAAAAGCACAACUAAUUAUAGAAAUGAAUACCCUGAGAAAACUUGAAGAAAAAAGAAAUAAGGAUAAUGACAAAUGGAAGAACUUAUUAGAUCAAAUUCAAGACCUGAGGUUUUCUGAAGCUCUAAAACUUAUUCAAGAAAAUGAAAAAAGCUUUACUUCGGAUGAGAUUAAGAUCAAACUUCAGGUAAAAAAGUUAUCAAUCUUGAGAAAUUUGCUGCAUAAUAAAGAUUCGAAUCACUUAAAUCACACCAUCAAUCUUUAUUUAAUUGUUUCAAAUAUUUUUAGCAAAUAUAUGAAUACGCUUUCAUCGGGUGAUAAAAAAAUCAUAGCAAAAGCUUUAAAUAAAGCUGGCUUUUUCAAACUUUUAAAAUUGCUCAACUUAGAGUCUUUUGUUAAACCUACUAAAGCUGAACCAAUAUGUCAUAUUGAGUUUCAAUUGAAAUACUUGGGUAAAUUUUUGUCAAGAACAGAACGUUGUGAUCCUGACCCUAGGAUUUCGGACUUUAUUCCCGAUACGUGGCAAAGAAAACUCUUUGAUGUAGUUGAUAAUAAUCAAUCUGCAGUAAUAAUUGCUCCAACAAGUUCAGGUAAAACAUAUGCUUCAUAUUACUGCAUGGAGAAAAUAUUAAGAACUAGUAACGAUGAUGUUCUAGUUUACGUUUCUCCAACAAAAGCGUUAGUAAAUCAAGUACAUGUUUAUGUGAAUAGUAAAUUUACAAAAACUGAAUUACCUGCUGGAAAGUCAAUUUGUGGGGUAUUUACAAGGGAUUAUAAACAUAAUGUGAAUAACUGUCAGAUACUCAUCACUGUUCCACAAUGUCUUGAAAUUCUUCUGCUGUCCAUCCAAACCUAUGCAUGGUCUCAAAAAAUAAAAUAUGUUAUCUUUGACGAGAUUCACUUAAUUGGUGCAGAUACUGGUGCUGAGACAUGGGAACGUUUGUUGUGUAUUAUUUCAUGUCCUUUUCUUGCACUUUCAGCAACAGUUGCAAACCCUGAAGUUCUUCGUAGUUGGCUUCAAGAUAUUCAAAACUUUCAAAAAAAGAAUAAAAUAAUGCUUAACAGUAAAAGAGAUGAUUUGUCUUACCAAGUUGAAUUAGUUAUUGUAAAAAAUAGAUAUUCUGAUUUAGAAACUUUUGUCUAUCUUCCAGAAAACACAAAGAAUUAUCAGAAGUUGGGAAGCCUUCAAAGAAUUCAUCCAAUUUGUACAUUAAAAUUAUCAGCUGUUAUUGCGGGAGGAAUAUCAGAGCAUAUUACUUUGUCACCAAAAGAAUGUUUGAAACUUUAUGAAGCAAUGAAAAAAAUACAUUCAGAAAAGCCAGAGUUGGUUAAUCUUUCUCCAUCGCAAUAUUUUUUUGAUAAAACAUUUUUAACCCGCGAUGAAGUUAAAUUAUACGAAAACGAGUUAAAAAAUGAGCUUUUUAGCUGGACAUCAAAUAGGAAAUAUUUUGAAGAAGUUCAGCAUAUGUUAUUUGAGUCAGAAAGCAAUUUUAAAAAAUUGAAAGUAAAUAAACAGUUAUUUAAAUUAAAAAACGAGGAAUUUUUACUAAAUGCAUUUAUAAAUUUAAUCAAAGUCUUAAAAAAAAAGUGUAUGCUACCUGUGAUUGUAUGUUGUUUGGAUCGAUUUUUGUGUCAUCGUUUAGUGGAGACUGUUAUAGAAUAUUGUGAACAGAAAGAAAAAACUUUUAUUAAAAAGAAAACUGUCUAUAAAUUAUCUUCUUAUGAGAAGUCUGUUAUGAAAAAGAGUAAGGAUAAAGCUAGUGAAAAAGACGUACCAAAAAAAGAAGAAAUCACUAACUUUUGGCUUGAUCAUGAUAUUGUUAAAGGUGCUUCUUUUGCAGGUAUAGGUGUAUUUAUGAAAGAAGAUUUAACUUAUCUGUAUAAUAGAGUAUCUAAGACUGCUCCUAUAGAUUUUAUGAAAGGAAUACGUUAUGGUAUUGCUAUGCAUCAUGCUGGCAUGAAUAAUAAGUUAAGAACAACUGUUAAAAUAUUAUUUAGAAAGAGAUUUUUAAAUAUUGUCGUAGCUACUUCCACACUUGCACUUGGUAUUCACGUACCUUGUAAAACAGUUGUGUUUGCUGGUGACAAUAUUCAUUUAACUCCAUUAAUGUUUCGACAAAUGUCAGGUCGUGCUGGCCGUAGGGGGUUUGAUAUUACAGGAAAUGUUGUGUUUCAUGGACUUUCCAAUGAAAAAAUAUCAAAAUUACUUACCGGAAAUCUACCUGAACUAUUAGGAAACUUUCCAAUGACUGUGUCUCUUUGUUUACGUUUGUUUAUUUGUCUUAACGAUCAAGUUGAUGAAAAAGCUAAUGACAAUACUCUAAUAAGGAUGUUGGCACUGCUAAAAUAUCCAUUAUUGUUGAAAGAGUAUCCUGAGCUAGAUAGUCAGUUCAAGCAUUUUUUUUUCUUUAGCGUUCAAUUUCUAAUUAGAGAGGAGUUGUUGAAAAGUGAUGGGACACCGCAAGGUUUAGCUGGAUUAGCUUCACAUUUACACUAUCAUGAACCAUGCAAUUUAUCUUUUGUUUCAUUAUUAAAUUCUGGAGUUUUUCAUAAGUAUUGUAUUAAUGGCACCAGACUUAAAAAUGGAUUAUAUACAGCACAGUUUUUAGAAGAUCUCAUUUCUGUUUUAUCCUACUUUUUUACCAAUACUGAAGUCCAUCCAGCGCUUGAGGAGAAAAAAAGAAGUACAAGUGUACUAUUAUUAAAAAAGCUUCCUCAUAUUUUUAUCGAGGAAAUCCGUAAGUAUAAUGAGCGAGUCAAAAAAGUCUUUGACAUGUAUUUAUUGUCAUUAUCAAACGAUAUAAAUGCAAAAUUUAAUGAUGAUGUUAUGCUUCCUUUAUCAUGUAUCAAGUUUAUCUCUUCAAACGAUGUUAAAGUUCCUAAAGGUUUAAUAAUCUACGUUUUAAAAUUUUAA